ACGGGCAGGUCCCAGGACAGUUCAAAUAUCCCUGGGACAGAGCAACAGUUGGUUCGAUUCCUGUCUUCACUCCAGCCACCCUUCACUCCUCUCCCUACACCAUGUGCUCCACUGGAUGCUGUUCCACGGGAUGCUGCUCUGUCGUGAAGAGCAAGACCGUGUGCUGCAGCCCCUGCAAGACUGUAUGCUGCAGCCCCUGCAAGACCGUGUGCUGCAGCCCCUGCAAGACUGUGUGCUGCAGCCCCUGCAAGACCGUGUGCUGCAGCCCCUGCAAGACUGUGUGCUGCUCCCCAUGCCAGCAAUCCUGCUGCUGCGACCCGUGCCAGAAGACUGUGUGCUGUGAGCCGUGCCAGACUUGCUGUGACCCAUGCCAGAAGCCCUGCUGUGACCCUUGCCAGUCCUGCUGUGACCCAUGCCAGAAGCCCUGCUGUGAUCCAUGCCAGUCCUGCUGUGAUCCAUGCCAGUCCUGCUGUGACCCAUGCCAGAAGCCUUGCUGUGAUCCGUGCCAGUCCUGCUGUGAUCCAUGCCAGAAGCCCUGCUGUGACCCGUGCCAGACCUGCUGUGACCCGUGCCAGAAACCUUGUUGUGAUCCAUGCCAGACCUGCUGUGAUCCAUGCCAGAAGCCCUGCUGUGACCCAUGCCAGACUGUCUGCUGUGACCCGUGCCAGAAGCCUUGCUGUGACCCGUGCCAGUCGUGCUGUGACCCGUGCCAGAAGCCUUGCUGUGACCCGUGCCAGACCUGCUGUGACCCAUGCCAGAAGCCUUGCUGUGACCCGUGCCAGUCGUGCUGUGACCCGUGCCAGAAGCCCUGCUGUGACCCGUGCCAGACCUGCUGUGACCCAUGCCAGAAGCCUUGCUGUGACCCAUGCCAGACCUGCUGUGACCCAUGCCAGAAGCCUUGCUGUGACCCUUGCCAGUCCUGCUGUGACCCGUGCCAGAAGCCUUGCUGUGAUCCAUGCCAGUCCUGCUGUGACCCAUGCCAGAAGCCUUGCUGUGACCCAUGCCAGUCCUGCUGUGAUCCAUGCCAGAAGCCCUGCUGUGACCCAUGCCAGACCUGCUGUGACCCGUGCCAGAAGCCUUGCUGUGACCCAUGCCAGACCUGCUGUGACCCGUGCCAGUCCGUGUGCUGCACCAAGGUGUGCCAGAAGUCCGUGUGCUGUGUCCCAAGGCCCUGCUGCUGCCCCUGCGGGUCCCUGUCCUGCUGCUCCUGUGUGGUGAAGAAGCCUGUGGUGGUUUGCUGCACCCCCGUGAGGAAGUACUGCACCCCCUGCAUCCCCAUCCAGCAGUGCUGCGCCAGCCUCAGGAAGACCUGCUGAGCUGCCCCGGGUGGCUCUGAGGGCUCCAAGAAUGGGCACAAGGAGGUGAAAAGCUGCUCGUUUGCUUCUCCCUCCCAUGGUGAUGGAGCCAAUUCAUAGCGAUUUUCUUCUUCUUUCCUAGCUUAAGCUGCUGCUUCUUUCUGUCCUUUAGUUAUUGAUUGUCUUUAAUUAUUGACUGUCUUGAGUACUCCUGAAUUUAUCGCCCAUUGUAUAAGGCAUUAGAUAUUAGUGGGGUGUUAAUUCUCCUCUUGGUGUUUGAGAAACCUUUGGUGUCACUGUGACCACUCUUCAUUUCCUCUCUUGACUUGUAGACAAUAAAAUUUGGCAUUAAGCAAAACACAA
Molecule: messenger RNA, 1658 nt
Organism: Vidua macroura (Pin-tailed whydah)
Lineage: Eukaryota; Metazoa; Chordata; Aves; Passeriformes; Viduidae
Product: keratin-associated protein 5-5-like
Exons: 2
Coding region: 102-1316 (404 amino acids)
Source: RefSeq, a predicted model, not a curated record